AUGCGUUCCUCGCUAGUAAACCUAUUACUCUGUAUUUGUCUUCUUAAUCUCAGUAAAAGUGAAAAACUUACUUUCAAAAAUGUGACAGUUCGGUGGCGUCAUAAUUACAAAAAAGGAGAAACGGUAGCAACAUCUGACAGUCUGAAGAAAAUAAUUCCUGAUGACGAACGAGUGUCGGUGGAAAUCACUGGAAGCAUUCCCAUCUUGUACGAAAAAUCGGUUUUCGAUAUACCAAAUUUGGACAGUCUAGACCUCUAUGACGUGAGUUUGCAAGAAAUCAAACCAGGAGCUUUUGGAAAUUUACCACACUUAAAAUGGCUUAGUCUACGUAAAAAUAAUUUAACUGAGAUUAAAACUAACACUUUUUCCGACCAAAAGAUAAUUUAUUUGGAUUUGUCAUUCAACUCGAUCAUCGUUCUACACCCGGGAGCUUUCAAAAAUUUCAACGCCAAUCUCCUGAUACUUGCUAACAACAACCUCACUGAAUUUCCAAGUGGUGUUUUUGAAAAUGUCACGAUUCGAACCUUAAUUCUGGCUGACAAUCUUCUGCACACCAUCGCGCCAAAAGCACUGUCUACAAUUGCGUUGAACAGAUUGACUUUGAGCAAUAAUAUGUUCGACGAAAUCAAUCCGGAAAGUUUUGACAUGCAACAAUUAGUAGCACUCUUUUUUAGUGGCAACUUAGUCAAGCUUCUGCGACCUGGUGAUUUGAGAAAUUUGCCAGAAUUGAAGGAACUCGGGCUUGCGGGAAACGAUUUGGAAGAAAUUCCAGAAGGGAUUUUCAAUAAUACCAAACUCACUGUUUUGAAUCUAAAUUCAAACAAAAUUGCUAAAAUCGCGAGUGAAGCUUUUGAUGACAUGCCAGCGCUUGAAAUGUUAUCCAUUAACUCCAAUUAUAUAACCGAAUGGGACAAUAAUUGGCUGAAAGGGGCGAAAUCAUUGGUUCAAAUUUCGGUCAGUGAAAAUCAGAUAGCGGAGAUACCAGACGAAGCAUUCAAAAAUUACCCUCGUAUGAUGACAAUUGAUCUUCAUGGAAGUUACAUUAGGAACAUUUCAGUUAAAGCCUUUGAUAAUUUAGAUUACGUGGAUCAUUUAGAUUUGACUUAUAACGAGAUUGAUAAUUGGAGUCCAGAUUUGUUGAGUAAUGUUAGUAUUGGCAGGUUGGAUCUCACUGGAAAUAAGUUACAGUGUGUUGAAGGAGAUUUGAAGACAAUUUUCAGAAAUGUUGAGUAUACAAUUUUGCGAGAAAAUCCUUGGAAUGAAGAUUGUGUUAAGAAGAUUGAGGAAUUUGUAAACAACAGUAAACAGUAUAUACUGGAGGAGGAUGAUUAAACUGGAUUCUAAUCUUCUAAAUAAAUAACAUUAUUUUAAUAUACAUGCAUCUAGAAGAA
This is a messenger RNA of Zophobas morio, 1391 nucleotides long. Its product is annotated as leucine-rich repeat-containing G-protein coupled receptor 5A-like. The coding region runs from base 1 to 1332 and encodes 443 amino acids. The transcript has a single exon. The record is from RefSeq and is a predicted model, not a curated record. Gene Ontology annotation, cellular component: extracellular matrix. Gene Ontology annotation, molecular function: protein binding. NCBI's taxonomy places the organism in Eukaryota, Metazoa, Arthropoda, Insecta, Coleoptera, Tenebrionidae.